UCUGUCCCUUUCUGUAGGUCCUUGAGCCGUGAGGGUCAACUCCUCAGAUGCCUCAUGGAAAAUCCCCAUCAUGGCGGCCGUACUCAGGCCCGGGGUGGCUAUUCCGGCCGCUGUGCUCGCUGUGGGGAGAAUGUCGUUGGGGAAGGGACAGGAUGCACUGCCAUGGAUCAGGUCUUCCACGUGGACUGUUUUACCUGCAUCAUCUGCAACAACAAGCUCCGGGGACAGCCCUUCUAUGCAGUAGAGAAGAAAGCUUACUGUGAGCCCUGCUACAUUAAUACCCUGGAGCAGUGCAGUGUGUGCUCCAAGCCCAUCAUGGAGCGGAUUCUGCGAGCCACCGGGAAGGCCUAUCAUCCUCACUGCUUUACCUGUGUGAUGUGCCACCGCAGCCUUGAUGGGAUCCCAUUCACCGUGGACGCUGGUGGCCUCAUUCACUGCAUUGAGGACUUCCACAAGAAAUUUGCCCCUCGAUGUUCUGUGUGCAAGGAGCCUAUCAUGCCAGCCCCAGGCCAGGAGGAGACUGUCCGGAUUGUGGCUCUCGAUCGCGAUUUCCAUGUUCAUUGCUACCGCUGUGAGGAUUGUGGCGGUCUCCUGUCCGAAGGAGAUAACCAAGGCUGCUACCCUCUGGAUGGACACAUCCUCUGCAAGACCUGCAACUCUGCCCGCAUCAGGGUGCUCACUGCCAAGGCCAGCACCGACCUUUAAAUUCGGUCGCCUGCUUAGCUGGUUAGUCGGUGGCGCUGAAAAGAAGGAAACACAAGAAAAAGAUAAGAAAAGAAAUGGGAAAAUACAGGAAAGGCAAUCAAGCCAUGGGAUGGUCUCUGUUCUUCAUCUAAUAUUAACCUUUCUUUAGAAGCACAUAGAUGAUGAGUUUUUUUUUUUUAAGUUCUCACCAAAUACACAUUUCACAUUUAAUCAUGUAGGACCUUGAUGGGCCUUUGUUCCCAAGGACUUCCACAUUUUUGCACGGAUUAUACUCCAUCCCAUUCACUUCUGCAUUCCUGUAACUUUUAAUCCCUAUGUUUGUCUCACUUUUCAUCUGGUUGAAUGGCUUUUUUUAGUGUGGUAUUUGCUGUCACACAGUUUUUCCUGGGUGAGUCGGCCAACUCACAGGUGCUUUUAGGCUUGAAGGGUCUAUCCUAUCAGUUCCACGUGGCCUGUGAUCAGAAAGGAUAGCCAUUCUUUUUCUGUGUGUUGAAAAGUACAUCUUUCUGUUGCUCUAAACCGGUCAUGCCCCUUGGGGGUAAAAAAAAGUGUACCAUGUAUAUGUUAGGUUACAGAGAAUUUAAGCUAUAAAUUACAUAGGUUAAAACAAGUCCAAAUUUAAUUUGCAACCAGAUUUGAUUGGAAAUUCAAAAUCUCUAGUGACCAGUGGUCAGGGCUCAUUUGAAAAUAGUAAUUGGUGAGAGGGAUCCAAAGUUUGCUUUUUUUUCCUAAAGGAAUUACAGGUGGAAUAUGCUGGGAAAAAAGCAUUUUGGGGGUAUUUUGAAAAGCCUAUUAUAAUCCCACAAUACCAUCUUAAGUUUCUCCUUUCCAUGCUACCUAGACAUCGUAAUUCAGACAAACUUUGUUUUCUCUGGAACAUAGCAUUUCCAAUACUGUCCCACUUUUCAUCUCGGAAAUAUUGCCAUGGUUUUAUUUUGUUUUGUUUUUUUAGUAAUAUCCAAACACAACUACCAAAGUUGAGUUUUCUCCGGAGAAGACAGUUGUAAAGAACUGUUCCUAUUCUUCCUUUUUUUUUCCCCCCAGGCCCAGGUCCUUUUUGCCUGACAACUGCAAAUCAGAGCACAGAAAAUACAGUUGUGGAGUUUUGUUUAAUUUACUUUAAAAAGACAGGAAAGCUUGAAAAAAAUUGUGAAACCACUGUUUCAUCACUCCCAUAAUCCCUCCGCAACUCAAAUUGCAUAUCGUGGGAGAUGUUUUCUUAUCAUCGAUGUGACAUUUAUACCACACUUUCAAAGACAAUCGCUGAAAAAAAAAAUUGCCUUUCUGAGCUAAAAAUAUGGAGAGUCUCUGCCUGGAAUCUUUAUUCAAACUCUUACUGGGCAUUGAAAUGCUUGCUUGCCAACUACAGAACCAUUCUAUUGGGUUCUAACUUGUUUCUUUUAAAGAGACGCCCAUCAUCAUCACGGCAGGUUGCCAUUUUGUAAACUAAUCGAGUAUUUUGGAUUGAGAUUUCUUAAACAUUUCUUCAAAUCUUCCACAAGUAUAUACUUUUAAAUUAUGAAGUAUUUUAAGUAUACACAAAAUAUAAAUAAUAAUAUAAUGAAUCCCUGUAUACAUAACACCCAGUUUAAGAAAUCAAAUAUAACAAAUAUAGUUACAUUCCCUUGCGCACCCUUCCCUGAGUCCACAAAUACCUUUUUCAUGAUUAUAAAGUGAUAACGUCGAUUUUUAGUCUUUUAUUUUAAUUUUUAAUUUUAACACUCAGAAAAGAAAUGAGAAAUUAUUUGUGUGUGUUUUGAAUUACACCCCAUGCCUCAGGAAUUCCAAUUACAUUUAUUUUACUUUAGUAGGAAUGAUUGUAAAAAUGGUUCAGUUUUCUUUUUUUUAUUUCAAUAAGAAAUUCUUAAACCUAUGGUCAUUAGUUCAUCUAAGUUAAUUUGUGGCUCUUUUGCCUCAGUCACCCAAAGUGACCGCCAAAGUUGCGACUUUUCAAAGUUUUCUUGGAAAACAUUGUCUUUCCUUACUUUGCUACUCUUACCAUUGGUCUUAUAUUUUUCUUAAUGUGAAAUACAAUGGGAUUCAUUUUGGGCAGCAUGUGAAUUUUAGGAUACAAUAGUGACUGUAUCUCUGAAUUUCUGUCCUCCACAUUCAAGAUCAGACAUGCUGAUGACCUCAAAGAGCACUGACUAUUAGACAAUUGGAGAGAUACUGUAAUUUGCUUGAAUGGCUUCAGCAAUUUGUUUUCUAUGAAAUACUUGGGGGAAAUUGUGUUUAGGCCAAAAGCCCAAUUUAUUGAGAGAUGGAUUUUAUCUCUUGAAGUGCAGUCAUAUUAUUAUGAAUUUUGCCAAAAGAGGAAAAUGUAUGAAAUAUUUAUACUAUAAAAAUGCAAUAACAUUCUACUUGUUUGUUACAUUUAAGUCCUUGUGUAACUAAAAUGUUUACAAGCCAAAACAUUUUAAAGAGAGAGAGAGUUAUAAGAAAAUGCUGUCACAGACCCAUCAGUGUGGCUUUGCCAGAAUACUGCUUGCUUUCAAUCUUUAUAGUACAUUUUUAUCACAUAACCUCAGAGUAUCUUUACCAAAGAGUUUUAAAGUAAAUCUCUUUUUAAUAUAGACUUAUUAUACUUUUAUAAUAAUGAAUGUGCACACACACAUAUGCAGAAAUAUUUAGAUUUAGAUUUCUUUUCUUUCACAAGGUAUAAUAAGGAAAGGAUCCUACAUAUUUUAUUCCAGGAUUUCUUAAGUAUAUGAUUUAUAUUGCUUUCUUGUCUUUUCUAUUAAUCAUUUGGUUUAAACAAUGCCAAAUCACUCUUUACUGUUUUAGUUACAUGAAAUUUUGCCUAUAACAGAGACAGAAAGAUCAUAUUACCUUAACAAUUAUAAUUCUUUUGUCUUUUGGUAUAUUGUCUUGAUUGUUAUUUAAAUUCAUAAAUAAUAGAAAAAUCAGAGUUUAUAAGAGGAAGUUUGUUAAAAAAUGGUCAAGAACACAAAUAUUUGGUAAUUAUGUGUUGAUGAGAGAUAUGGAAAAGGAAAAAAACCCACUGUGUCAUGGGCUCUGCACACCAUUUCAAAAUCAAAUUUCUUCACUGUCUGGAUCCCAGCUCAUACUGACUCAAUGUGGAGUCUCGUUUGCAAGCAAAAUUGCAUUAAAAACUCAAAACUAAGUCAUGUGUCCCAACAUAAGACAUCAAGGCUUUGAGAUGCUGGACAUCUCUGCAGCUCAAAGAUGUGGGUUCUUUUUCCUGUCGUUGACAAAUUAUUUUUGUAGGGGCAACUUCUCUGAUCAAAAUUACUUCAUUGGCUGUAUGCUGACUAAUGCAGCCGAGUUAUCAACACUGUCAUUGUUUCCUCACCACGCAAGAUUCUGCAAAGAUGCUUAUGGUGAUGUUUAAAGUAUAUAAAACUCUAACUACAUUUAAACAAGUGUUUUUAUUUGGGUUCAGAGGAAGAAAGAGAGCACUUUUACAAUGGGACUAUAGUAGAGGGUUUAUAGAAUAUAGACAGGACUCUGAGAACACAACUUCCAACAGUUUUCCUAGUUAGUAAAAAUCCUAUUAAUGUGAACCAGCCAGGAAUAACAGUGUUAUUUCUAUUUGACAUGGUUCGGGCUUCUCUUGUCAAAUCUGUGUCGGCUGCCCCCUGAUCCCUCCAUCAUCAAGUUUUGAAGGGUGUCAGGGAAAUUAUGGCAGCUGCUAGGGAGAUCAGGAAACACUGAUGUGACCUCCCAGCCUCUCACCACUCCUCUUGGCUCGGAAAGGCUUCUUUUUCUCAUAGACAUUUCUAGAAGUAUUGCCAUGCUACCUUAGUAUUUCACAUUUGUAGUUUAAACAAGUGAUUGUCCAUCUGUUGCCUCGAGCUACAGUACAUGUGUGUUAUGAAUGAAAUAUGACAGCAUGUUCCAUACCCUGCUUUCGCCAUCUGUAGGAAACCAGUAGGCUGAAAAAGAUAUACCUCUGCAGAAUGUGCCUGAAGUCCCUUUCUUGAGAUCACUCUCUCGGGGCAUUUUCGUGGGAGACAAUCGGAGAGCAACAUAUAUGUGUGCCUUAUUUUAAAAGAGUCUUUACGCCGCUCUGAAUACUCCACUGGGGAGUCCAUAAUGUUAGUAAUCAUCUCCCAGAUUUCCAAAAUACAGUCAUCGAAAAGGAAAACAAAAUCCAAAGAAGUGUAAACUCUUUAUCUUAAUGUGCUCUAAUAGUGUUUCUUUUCUCCUUGUCUCUUGGAAGGACCUUGUGGAUUCCUGAAUUAAAGAAAACACUUUUAUGCCAGGAAGUGAUGUUUCGGAUGUUGUUAGUGAUUAUGUUUGGUCUUUCUCUGGUUUUAGUCAGAUAAUGAAGUCAGACUUCCAUUUGAGCCUUUACCACCCGUUCAGCAUAUCCACUUUUAGUAAUUGUCAUAGCUUUUUGGUUUGUCUGUUGUCUUAAUUUAAUAGUGGACAGAACAGGUUGAGUUCUGAGUCAUUAUUAUGGUACAACUGUGGGCAUUUUAGGUUGUUAUUUACAUGACAGAUACGUAGAAUGAAACUCUUCUCAAGAGACUAUUGUCUGGGUAGCAUAUUACGUAUUAUUUCAAACCUUUAAAAAAUCAUCUGAUUAAAGCUCCAUGGUUUGGUGAGAAUUCUUCCUCUUUCCCUCUUCGCCUCUUUUUCUCCCUCCUCCUUUUUUUCCUCCUGCCUUCCUUUCUUACAUUCUGUCCUGCUUUUCAUCCUACCUAUUAAUAUUAUUGUGCUUGGACUUUUCAUAAGUAAAUUAUAUCAGUGCAUUCUGAUCUUUACAGAAUUGUGACCAUAUGAAGGGAAGAAGGCUACCAUCAAAUAUACAUGGCAUCCAUAAAUCCUUCCUUUAAAAGGGCAUAUUUUCCAGAUUGUGUUUAUUCAUAAAGCGAGAUGAGAUAAUAGAGUCAGUUUUAUUUUAAUGAGUUUUCAUCAGGGACUCAGAUCAUAGAGUUCUUGGCAAAUUCAUUCAUGACUGCCCUACUUUUCUCAGCUAUAUGCAAAGUGAUCUUUCUAGGACUAGGUUAAGAAUUAAAAAAAAAAAAAAACAUUUUGGCCAACAAAACAAUCAUAUUUUUAAGUGGUGUGGCAUAUUAUUUUAUUCCUAAUGAAACUUGGUAAUUUUCCUCAUGGCAAGGAAAAACUAUUAUCCUUCCAGAAUUUUUACACAUAUCAGCAUUUUGCCUAUGAGCAUAAUAUUAAAUCCUAAUAGUUGAAUCACAGUAUUUUACAGGGGGUAGGUCAGCGCCAGAGUUCUUUCUAGAGCACAGUUCACAGGCCUGUAGUAUGUUUAUAAAAAGCAAAAAAGCAACCUGAGGAGAACAAGCUUGAGUCUCUCAGUAAAGCAUUUUGUUAAAAUUCGGCUUUGAGAUUUUUUUGAACUCUGGCUAAUAAUUGAUAAAAAUAUGCCCUCUGUGUCCAUUUUUCUAAAAUCUGUUUGGAAAAAGCUUCUAUUUCUAGGGAUAUAUUUUCACCUUUGGUUUCUGCUCUCACUUCCACUUUCUAUAAGUUUUCACAGGAUUGACAUUGACAUUGAUUUUCCCUUUUCAGAGGGUCACAUGUGAGGAAAGUAAAACAUACUUAAUACAUAUUUAAUUCAAUACAUAAGUGAAUUUGCCAAGUCUCAGUGGGCAUGUUGUUUUGUGGGGGUUUUUUGUCUUUUAUUUGUUUGUUUGUUAACCUGUGUCCAAGAAGAGUGGGAUUCAGGAAAAUAAGGAGAGAUUUAAGAAAAGAGACAGUCUACAAUUAAAAUGAUGGCAGGAGAGUUCUUGUAAAGUGUCACUCCGAGACCUUUUGGAGGGGUUUUAGGCAUCAGCAACUGUAGUUGUUUAAGCAACUAAGCUAGUAAAAUAUUCAUAUUUCCAGGUUUAUGAAGUAUUUAAAAGUCACUCUAGCUAUAGUGACUAUAUUUUUCCCUUGUCAGAAAAAAGUGAAGAGAGAGUAGCUGCUAGGCCCCAUGACAGGGUUCGUAGCUACUCCAGGAAUUUAUAACGCAUGUCCUUUCACCCCCUCCAAGAGAGGGGCAUAGCUCAUUCUCAGCCUAAAAGAUGGUGAUACAUAUUCUGACAUAUUCUUGGGCACACCAUACCGUACCCUAAGCAUCUCUGACGGUUAGAAGUUUCUGUUUUCACACAUGCAGUGUUUUCUCCCUUUCCAGUACUUACCUGAUGAUGACAGUAAAUAGGAGUUUAGGUCUGUUGUUCUCUUGUUGAAAUCCAGUCAUCCACUAUCUAUAAUGUCAUGCCUAAACAGCCAAACUAUAACUAAUUUUUACUAGUUUUCUCUUUUUUAGUUGCAAACACAGGAAACUAACUUAACUUACUAACUUUAAAAAAAGGAAAUAUAAAAUGGCUUAUUUUCCUUUAAAUCUAGGACACUUAUCCCUUUCUCUAUUUUACUUUCCUGUCCCUUGUGCAAGAAGUUGUAGACACCAUUUUGGUUAUCCAACAUGCAUGUGGCUUCUUUUGUGGAAAGUGGAAGAUGCAUUUUUACUAAAUUCAUGAACAUUUCCCCCCUUGAAAUCACAAAAAAAAAAAAAAAUACUAAAAGCUUUGCUCUUUAUUUCUGAUUGUUACUUAAUUUAUCCACAGUCUCUAACCACGCUAAUACAUAUCUCUAUUUCCAGCCUUUGUUAUAAACAAAAAUUAAUAUUCUACAAGUGAAAAGUUAUAUAUACUAGAGAGAGGAGAAAACCUACAGCUAAUUCCUUUGUAAUAAUUUAAGAUACUUGCAUUAAUCUUUCCUUACAAUAUGCCUUUUUAAAUUUUUCCAAGCUACUCAUCCAUUUAGGGACAAGAGAAAACCUUAUUCAUCUAACUCUGAUAGGCAUUUAACUCAUUGACCCAAAAGCAGCCUUAUUAAACAACCCACAUAAUGGAUUCAGUCAACUUGGCACUGAAUGUAGCUUCUAGUUCACUUCUCAACCCCAGAAGUAGAAUGGUUUACCAAGAAUGAGACAGGUCUCACUAUGUUAUCUUGUGUUCUACACUAGUGUAGAGAGUUCUAGCUGACCCCAGACAUCCAUCGGUGGUGUUCCUAAACAAACAUAGACUCAUGGGCUCUUUAAGGACCUGAAUCUCCUCUGUUAUGUUGCUAGCAAGUCACCAUCCCAUAUCUUAGACCUGGCCAGUAUGUAGUACUGUUCAUAGCAGUCCAUGCUACUAUUAGGGCAGCUCUUUUCUACAAAAGUUCUUCCUCGUGCUGCAUAUUAAUUUGUCUCCAGGGCUUCGCAAAACAAGUCUAAUGUCUGAAUCUCCCAUUUAUUGACAUUGUGUCAAAUCCAGUCACCCUUCUGCUUCUCCUUUGAACACUUGGACAAAUAGCUUCUAAUUUUAUUUCACUCUACUCGAUGAAACUUAGUAAUCACCUUGGGUCAGGCUAGGUGGAAACACUUUCUUUGGGGGUUGAAAGUAAAUGGCAUUGAAGUCACCCAAAAGAAACUGAUAGUCAACAUGGAAAUUUCCACCAAGGACUCAGACCCAGGAGAGUGGAAGGCAGAUGAGGCUAGAUCUUCCAUGUGUACAAAACAGACCUUUUACAUUGUGUCCUGUACUAUUUUUGAUUUUUGAUAUUUCGAAGUCAUUCUGAAAACAAGAAGCAAGCUAACCUGUAUACCAUCUGUGAGAGUCCCACUUCUUGGUUAAUGUUCAGAAAGUCUCUGUAACCCUCUCCCUUUGUCUCUGUCUUCUCAGUAAUAGCAUAGUUUUUGUCCAUGUUCCCAUGCUGAAUAUGCAAAAAGAGUUCUGGAUACUUUAUAGGGGUUCGACAUAAAUAUUUACUUGCUGAUUGGUUUUGACAUUCACUUCCAUUUUCCUGUGCUCAAAUAUUUGUACCUAGAGAUGUUGCCCUUUAGACCAAGUGAGCAGCUUCCCUAUGUGUUCAGUUAGGAACUAUCCUUAGGAGUCUGUAUUUCUCUUUACUUUUGUCUUUCUAACCUCUUUAUCCCUUACUCAUCUUAAUUUAAUAAUUACUGUGAGAGAAUCAGCCCCUAAGUAACUUUGAUUCAGUCCAGCUGCAAUAAGAUGAAACAGGUUCAGUGGGUACUCAGAAAUAUGGCAAUGAGAAGGGUACUACUUCCCAGUGGCAUCGGUCGGGCUCCAUGGAGAAGUGAAAUUUGGUAAGAAAUGUUGAACUGAUUCAUUGACUUGAUGUGGAAGUUGAAGGAAGAAUAUUUAAGGCACUAGAAAUAAUAGAAAAGCACAAACUAUCUUCAGAAAAGAUCCUCUACUUUAAAUAUUACAGAUUCUGGAAUUUCCUUAACAGGAGAAAAAAUUUCCAGAUAUUCAGGGUCAAUGAGAAGGUAAAAGGCAUAGUGGAGGGCUAAUUCAACUGCUAUUUUCUAUCUUGUCUCUUUAUAAUUGGAAGAUAGAAUGAGCUGCCAAAAUAUAAUCCAGCACAUACAGUAUAAACAAGAAGCUUUAUAACACAGAUACUCUACUCUUGGAGCAAACACAUGUGUCUUUUGAACCCCUGCAAGAGAAGAAGCAAGACAUCCUUAUUUUCCUAUUAUGUUAGGUCAACAAUUGGAAAGGAUCCUGCUAUCAUCUAUUCCACUUGGUGUUAAAAUUCCCUUACUGAUUCACUGCUAAGUGAUAACCCAGACUCUGCGUAAGCAUCACCUGCAUCAACAAGCUCAUGACUUCUUGGGUCUUCCAUUUCCUCCAUCAGACUUUGUUCCAAGCUCCCCCUGACUCUGAAGCAGAACCAGGUUUGGGGAUUAUGCUCUCCUGAGUGCCGCACAAAACUCAUCCUUGGUACAUAAUAAAAUGUUAUUCCUCCCUUCAUUUUCCUUCCAAAUAUAUUUGUUUUCAUUUUGGCAACACAUUACUUUAAAAAAAAUUUUUGAUUUUUAGCUGAAGAUUUAAAAACCUUUAAACAUCUUUAAAAAAUAGGAUUUUCUGAGGGUCAGGUUUUAGAGUUGACGACUUUUUUUGUUGUUUUUAUUUUCUUACUCAAAAGAUAAAUUGUUCUGACAGUUGAUACAUACAUAGCUCUAUGCCCUCCCCCAGUGCCCAACCCAUGAACAGUACCCUCCAGUUGCCUGGCCUGCUAAUAAUGACCCUAACAGGUUGAAAAAUGUCCGUGCAUGAUCUCCACUUCUAAAAAGGAAGAAGUCAAACGCAAAAGAUAGCGGUUCUGUUGAAACUCUUUACUUCUGUCUAGUUGUUCUUUGCCAGAGGAAAUCAUUCUUGGGGGGACAGGGUAAUAGGAUGUUCCAGUCUUAGGUAGAAAUGUAUACAUUCUUUCACUGGUGCCCUGGGUUACCCUGGACUGUCAUCCUCUUCCUCCCCAGGUUUGAAUUAGAGGGCCCUAUUGGCAGAACCUGUCACCAGUCUUCUGGGCAGGACCUGGGGGUGGCUUUCUGAGCUCUAAAAUAAUAAUUCCUGAGUGAGCUUACAAACCGCUUUCACACAUGAAACAGCCCUGGGAGGAAGGUUAUUAAUAGCCCUAUCCUAGGAGAGAGCCGAGGCUGGGAAUCGUUCAGUGACUUGCCAGAAGCGAUGCAGCUGGUAAGUGGCAGAUCUGGGGACAUAGCCAGGCCGUGCAAGUCCAGUGCUCUCUCCAGCGGCCACUCGCAGGGCACAGAAUACCUCCGAGCACAAUGUACGCUUUGCCCAGACUAACGUGCCCCCCGUGCAAAGGCAUCCAGGGCGAUUCUCCUAGCCCGUUACAGACCUCCGGCGGCAAAGCCACGUGUGCACAGCGGUCCGUGCGAUCGCUUAGCGCCUGCGCACAUCGUCCGUGCUGUCUUGUGGGAAACUCCCGGGCGUUCUGUCUGAUCAACCCUGUGAUGAUGGCCGUGGGGGAAGGCCACCCCCGAGAACAAACAGCUGUGGCGCUGCAGCACGCUGCCCGCAAGUCUCCCCAGAGACGGUUGGUUUACUUGGCGUGAAGGGGAAAGCUCUGGAACGGUGAGGUGCAGACUGUCACCCAAGAUCAUGUCAUUUCGAAUGCAGUGGAGGGCAGAGGUGACUGGGUCCUUAAGACAGAUCUCUCUCCCUUGGGCUACGAUUUAUGCCCACCGGAGACGGAGACUGCUCUGUAGGUAAACAAUGCCUAGGAUUCUUCCUCUCGGUUCACAGCUAUUGAGGCCCACGGUGUCUGUCACUGCACCAGGCGUUUCCCAACCACCCCACCCACCCAUGACCUUGAAACGUCUGGGAACAGAGGCUGCAGGACUGAACGCGGCUCCACAUUUGGUGUUUGCCGUUGGAGAGACAGGGCUGCCCAGGCCGGUAUGGUUUUGUGAUUGGUGGAAGCUUAUUUGGUACUGUGUUGUUCCCAGGAUGCUUACUUGGAAGCCUCUGUGUAUAUUCUAGAAGCUGCCCUACCCGGCAGUCCCACAACUCACCAUUCCUUCUCUUGAGCCGCAUCUCUCAGGAAGAUGUGCCUUUUGAUGCAUGCUCUUGGGCUUUCAUUUCCUCCCAUUUCUCAUUAUAGUUGUUUGGCUUCCAGUUAAAAUCUGUGAACUGAUUGCAAAGAUAUUCUCUCUUCAUCUGAGUUAAACCUCCUGUAGGAAACCUGUAAAAUGAUCUCAUCUAAUAAGCUUUUUAGGCUUUUCCCUCCCUAGAGUCUACCAUCCAUCACGCCCCUCUCACCAUCUCUCUGCUUAUUCCCUGGGAUUCAUGAGGGCCAAGUGAAGUCACAGAUGGCCACUCACCCCUUUCCACACUUCACACCUGGCACACACAGGACGUGCCAGUGGGGCCAGCGGGCUAGUACCCUUGGCAGAAAUGGCAACAUUCAGAGCCUGGAAAGGUGCCUCGUCUUCCUGUGAGGCUUGAGAAGUGCUCUGGCUGAAGCCGUGGAGAGCGAUUCUUGUAGGAUAGACAGAGUACCCCCACCCAGGAGUGGGUGACUAGAAGAAGAAGAAUUUUGAGAACUCUCCAGAAUUUUAUGGGUGAGUACGCCCGGGUAGAGACUCCCCGGGGUGGAGCCUGUGACAUCUCGUUAGCGGGAAGAAAAGGACAGUGAGGCAGUGAAGAUAGAGAAGCAGCCCUUUAAAAAAAGAAAGGGCGUCACCAACCCUGAUCUCCCUUUACAUAAUGUAAAGAAAAUUAUGAAUAAAACUUUUCCUUCUUCCAUUCUACAUGAUACAGUCCUCCAUAUGUAGGGAAAACACAAUUGCGUUGUCUUUCAAACACACACCCAUGCACGUGCGUGCACACACUCUCACGCAUAUGCACAUACAGACGUCUUCCAAAAAAGCCGAUCCUUCAAAAAAGAAGCCUUAUUUUAAAACACUUGUGUUUCAGGCCAGGAAAUUAAUAAUUCCUAGACCUGACCCAUUUUUGUGGCUGCCAAAAAGGAAAAGAAAAAGCUCUUUAAAUUUUGUAUGGAUCCAUUUAUCUCCUAAAAUAUGCCAAAGCAAUUUGAGGUGGGGGUGGAAACGAAAGUAUUUCUCUCUCCUGCCUGAUUCUCUCUUUACAUUUCUAUCUGUGGGGAAAAGAGUAAAGCCUCUUCCUGGGCCAUUCUUAUCGAUGCAUCGUGUUACCACGUUGGAAGGUGCCUGCUCGCUCCGUGCCAAGAGGAAUCACACUUCCUCUCCCGACUCCAUUUACUCUAUCAUGAGGGAGUAAAUAUUAAGUCUGGAUGUCUUUCCUCACCAAAUUAUUUAACACCAUUUCUGAACUGCUUUAGAAAAUGUAAAAAGGGGAGAAGCUAGUUUUUCUUGGAUCCAUGUCUCCUUUCUUUUCUUUCUUGGGAGACUUAAUUAUAAAGGGGGGGGGAAUCCAAUACCUUCUCGUCUCGUUUUCUCUGUGGGUGAUAGCUGAUGAUCACUUAGGAACCAUAAGCCAGAAGUAGGAGAAGAGCAUAGCCAGGUUAUGAUGUAUCUGCCAACGUGUUUCAUUCCUUCAAAUUCAGACUUCAGAGGAAACGGGAUUUUUAUCAGUUACAUGCCAACAAUAGAAAUGGCCUGAUUUUAAUUUCAAAUAGUAAAAGGCAAGUUGAUAUUUAGUCAGUGUUUGCAUUUUGCUAACCCUUCUGCUUCGUUUUUAGUUGAUAUGCCAAGCACAUCAAUGUAUCAGGGAGAAAUUGCCAGAAAGAGCCAAAGUGCCUUAGACCUCUCUCCCUCGGUAGCAAAUUGAAACUGGUAGACACUGUGCCAGCCUCCUCACUCCACUGAAAUGUCAGAAAUGAGACGCAUCCUUGAUGAAAGAGAUUCAGGACCCCGGAAACUAAAUCUUGUCACCAGUAUGUAUAGUGAAGUAGUUGCAAAAUCACGUUUAAAUGACGUUCUUCCUUUUACUCCCCGUUUAUUCUCUUGGGAAAGCUGAUAAGCAAGUGAUCCAAGAAUUCUUUCCUUAGUAAACAAAGUCAGAAUCUAUUUCCCCCCUAAAAAUCUGAAUUCUGUCCUUGUUCUUUUUCAGGAAACCUAUCAAAGAGCAAACAGAAUUAAAGAUGACACUUGAUUGUCUGAUCCUUUAGCAUGAAUAAAAUUAUCCUGUGAUUGAAUGUGCCUUAAGUGAAAAUUUAAACUGAGAUGCAGCAUUUUCACAGCUGGAUGUAGCGUUAACUUCUUCCAGGCUAUCUGCGCAGUGAACUACUUUGUUUUUGUUUUGUUUUGUCUUUUAAACUCCACAUUUAUCAUUAGUUUAGCAGAUUUGGGGCUCUUUCUCUCCUGGGAAUAUGUGUAAUUAUGAGACGCACCAAAAAAAAAAGGAAGGGAAAGAACUUUCUGAGUAGCAAAUCUGUGCCAUGAAGGAGACGUGACAUGGAGAUGUGGAGCCCGAAGAUAGUAAUUUCUCUGAGCUGCACACACGAGCUUUUAUUUCGUGGCUCUGUCACAGGCUUUUCUCCUUCUGUGCCGUCACCUUUGAGAAAAACGAUUGCACCUUCUCCAAGUCUGCCUUUUUAACAGCUACAGUUGAGUUGGCAAGACUUCCCCAGCUCUGAAUAUAGCCAUUUGCCGACUCCGGCCUCUUUGCGAGACUGACUCAAAUCUGUGAUCUUCUGUUCAGCAUACACAUCAGCAAAGUGAGAAGAUGAGCACUAAAUAUAGGCUCUAUUAACUUUACUUUUAGAUUUACUGCCUUCAAAAAGUGCCUAUUCUGAGAAACAUAAACGUUAUUCCUACAUAUGUAUGUACACACGGUACCCAGAGUCAUACUGUGCAGCCUUCAAAAACAUACCAUCUAAAGGAGUAGGUGCUAAGAUAAGGAACGCUUGCCAAAUGGAAGAAAGUCACUCAUUUCCAAUAUCCCCUCUCGAGUGGCACCGUGAAACAGGCUGCAAACACAUUCCCUGAGCAUUCCUUGCUGAUACAGCCACUUUAUAUUUAUAUCCGACUGGAUGAAGGCAUACCGCUGAGGCUUCCUGUACUCUGCUUCAGGGGCCUAGUUGCUGUAUGGAAUUGGAAUAUUCAGUCAGAAGGAAACAUUGUUCGAGAGAAUUAAUAGAGCCAGGAUCUGUAUUAGGAUAUGUGUCAGAUGUGUGUUUUAUAAGCUGAGCAUUGGUGGGUUUAGAAUGUCAGCACGUUUUUUUUUUCUCCUUUUAUCUCUCAGGCUAACAUCAGUGAAAAUGAAAGAAAAGUCUUGGCCAGGAGGAUUGGAGGCUCAGGGGGCCCAAUGUCCUUGCCAGAUCCUUAGAGCAUCUCUACUUUGACUCCUAAAAAUAGUAGCGUAUGUUACUGAGUGGCUUUUGUUUCCAUAGAUCUGUCACGGGCAUUGCAAGCAUAGUCACUGCUGAUGGAACAGCCGCACAGCCUGGAACGAGGGACUGUUCUCCAGGUGUGGCCUAAGAGAGGGUCCGGGGAAAUAGGACGAGAUAGGCCGUGCAUGAUUUUAGGAAAAGGGUUGAAGGGAGGACGUGCUUCCAAAAAAGAUCUUUCUCAAUGUGUCGUCUGACUCAACCAGCUGGCAAAUUACACUUGCCAAGUCGCUCUCUUUCCUUCUAAGUCAUUUGGCUCCCUGUGCAUUUGAAUACGCCUCUCCUUUGGGAAAGAGAGAUGCCUCCAGUUAGCCUCUCUCCAAGGAAGCUCUUGACGUCGUCUUGGUCACAAAGUUAUCUCCUGCCCCACCCACUUUCACCAAAAGGAAGUAAAGAGGGACGAGCUAUAGGAGAUGGUUUCCAUGGCACUGCAGUCAGCCACCAUUCUGCCUUCCAUAUAAGGAGCCCCCCUACAUGCACCAGGGAUGAGGCUGGAACAGAUUACUGUUGCAUAAUCUCGAGUGUGGACCACCCUGCUUUAGCUGUCAUCGUUUUAUGAGACCAGUUGGCUCCUUGGAGAAAGAGUGAUACUCUUCACUAAAAAUGUCUACUCUUCCUGUUGACGUUCGUUUUCUGUUUUUACCUUAUCCAAUUUCAACACUAGUCAUUUUCUAUUUUUUAGAGAAUCAGAUGUCAGUGCUAGAUAAGAGUUGAAGAAUCUCUGUGUGGUGUCAGAAGAAGUAUUGGGAUACGGGGGGUUUUCUCCUUGGGAACAAGAUGGAUGGGGAAAGAGACAACAGGGCUCUGCUCCAGGUUUCAACCUGAUGACCAUGACUAUGAGAGAGAGUUUUGUGUAAAUGUUAAGUGGUACUUACAAGUGGACAGAGAAAGGAGAAGGGGGAGACAGGGAGAGGCCAGGUUUUCUCUCCACUAAGAGCAAGAACGUCCCACUGAGUACAAGGAUAGCCCCACCACGAUCAGCUGCUAGUCAGAAUAACAUUCCCUGCUUUAGGGAAAGCCACAGGAACACGUAUAGGGAAUAUGCCUUUUUUCACAUGUGUGGUACUGACAGAGCCAUUAUAUUCCUAAAAUAUAGGUUUCUCUUUCUUAUUUUAUUCUUAGAAAAUCACAUUUCUGCACUACAUCAUGAACCAUCACUGACUUAUCCAAAAUAACCCACAUGAUUCCUUAUGAAAAUAAGAGAAUAAAACCUGUUAUAAGCAAGUGAUUUGGGUAUUUUCUUUGUAUUUAUGUAUUAUCCAAUUAUAUUAAAACAUUUCUAUUUACCUUCUAUCUGUUUCUUCUCUCAAUUAUGUUUUUCCAAUGCUCUAUAAGAAUAAAUAUGAAAAUGAUAUUCCCUUUUUUCUGUAAAAGAACUGCAACUCCUUUAUUAUAUUUAGAAAUCCAAUAAACUUCUUAUUACAUAUA
Molecule: messenger RNA, 15732 nt
Organism: Leptonychotes weddellii (Weddell seal)
Lineage: Eukaryota; Metazoa; Chordata; Mammalia; Carnivora; Phocidae
Source: RefSeq, a predicted model, not a curated record